GCUGGGCCAGCGGAAUGCUACGUGUCUUGGAAGCUGCAAGUCCCUUUUAAACCCCCCUCUUCUUCUUCGAUUACCAAAUUUUGGAGGUUACUAACUCCCUCAUCCAGGCCCGUGCGUGUGUGUGUCUGUGUGAAGCUGUCCGAGCCCCGGUGUUCAGCAGUCUGUCGGCGGUGUUACGCUCGUGCGAAAUGUCGGGAGUGAAAAAGCUUCGUACGAAUCUCAACAGGGCGACCAAUGUGGUGUACCAGGCCCACCAUGUCAGCCGCAGCAAGAGAGGGCAGGUCGUGGGCACCAGGGGCGGCUUCAGAGGCUGUACUAUCUGGCUCACUGGUUUGUCAGGUGCCGGUAAGACUACUAUCGGUUUUGCCCUGGAAGAAUUCCUCGUGUCCCACGCUAUUCCUUGCUACUCACUGGACGGAGACAACAUUCGUCACGGCCUGAACAAGAAUCUGGGCUUCUCUGCCGAAGACCGCGAGGAGAACAUCCGUCGUGUUGCCGAGGUGGCCAAACUGUUUGCCGACGCUGGGAUGGUGUGCGUCACCAGUUUCAUCUCUCCUUUCGGCAAGGAUCGCGAUGAGGCGAGGAAGAUCCACGAAGCUGCCGGUCUACCAUUUUUUGAGGUGUUCGUCCACGCUUCUCUCGAGGUGUGUGAGAGCAGGGAUGUAAAAGGACUUUACAAGAAGGCUCGCGCUGGAGAGAUCAAAGGUUUCACUGGCAUCGACUCAGAUUAUGAGCGUCCUGAGGCGCCAAAGCUUGUGCUGAAAACUGGAGAGCUCUCAGUGACUGAGUGCCUCCAUCAGGUGUUGGAGCUGCUCAGGGAGCAGAAUAUCGUACCAGGUGAGAUCAUGGAUGAGGUGAAUGAACUCUUUGUUAAGGAGAACAGCGUGAAUCUGGCUGUGGCUGAUGCAAAAACGCUUCCCACCAUCAGCAUCACCAAGUUGGAUCUACAGUGGGUGCAGGUCUUGUCAGAAGGCUGGGCUAGCCCCCUGAAGGGCUUCAUGAGAGAGAGAGAGUUCCUCCAGGUCUUACACUUUGGCAACCUGCUGGAUGGUGGGGCCAUCAACAUGUCAGUUCCCAUCGUCCUGCCUGUUAGUGCCGAGACCAAGCAGGAGCUGGACGGCUGUGCGGCUGUAGCUCUGGAGUACCAGGGUUUACGUGUGGCUAUUCUCAGGAACCCCGAGUUCUACCCACACUGCAAGGAGGAACGCUGUGCCAGACAGUGGGGCACCACUUGUCCACAGCACCCUUACAUUAAGAUGGUUAUGGAGGGAGGUGAUUGGCUAGUAGGUGGUGACCUGAAGGUGCUGGAGCGAAUCAAAUGGAACGAUGGACUUGACCAGUACCGCCUUACUCCACGGGAGCUCAAGCAGAAGUUCAAAGACAUGAAAGCAGAUGCAGUAUUCGCUUUCCAGCUGCGCAACCCGGUGCACAACGGUCACGCCCUGCUGAUGCAGGACACCAAGCGCCGCCUGCUGGAGCGAGGCUACAAGAAUCCGGUCCUCCUGCUGCACCCGCUCGGCGGCUGGACCAAAGAUGACGAUGUGCCUCUGGACUGGCGGAUGAAGCAACAUGCUGCCGUGCUGGAGGAGGGCGUCCUGAACCCAACCAGCACCAUUGUUGCCAUCUUCCCCUCUCCUAUGAUGUACGCUGGACCCACAGAGGUUCAGUGGCACUGUAGAGCCAGAAUGAUCGGCGGAGCAAACUUCUACAUAGUUGGCCGGGACCCAGCAGGCCUGCCUCACCCAGAGACUAAGCAGGACCUGUAUGACCCCACCCACGGAGGCAAGGUCCUCACCAUGGCCCCGGGCCUCACCUCUGUGGAGAUCAUCCCCUUCAGGGUCGCUGCCUACAACAAGAUGAAGAAGGCUAUGGACUUUUACGACAAAGAGAGACAUGCUGAGUUUGAGUUUAUCUCAGGAACCAAGAUGAGGAACAUGGCUCGGAGCGGAGAGAACCCUCCAGAUGGUUUCAUGGCCCCCAAGGCCUGGAAGGUGUUGGUCGAUUACUACACCUCUCUGCAGAAGGACAAGUAAACAACACAGCGCUCAGCUCACCAGUGAAAAGCAUUGGUUCUUAAAGGGGAUUACAAAUAUUUUAUAUAGAGUUUUGUUUAAUCUUAUACAAAAUUACUCAUUAUUAUUCUGUCAGGUGUGGCGGUUUUGUCAAGUCUUCACCAAAUCAAAAUGACUUGUCUUAUGCAGUCACAUUUUUUACAUUCCUAUAAAGCGAUGUGAUUUAUGAAUCCAUUGUAUGUUUAUAUGCAUAUUAAUUUAAUCUAUGUAUUUUAAUAAAUUAAAGGUAACUUGAGAUUCUUAUUUUUUUUUUUUUUACUUUAAGAGCACAUCCCAAAAAAGGGAAAUCAUUUUCAAAUGUAACGUCUGAAGGCUGCUUGACAAAAGAAAUGUUAUAGCAUUUUAUGGCUAUUACUUCACUGUCUGUCAAGUUAUUUGUAUGACCUCAAUGAAACUUACUUGCAGUUUUAUCACUACCUGCAGUGCCUAUUUGUUUUACAUGUAUGGAUGUUGAUUAAUUCAUAUUGUGAAAUACAUCAGAGAUUUUUUAAUAAUGUGAAACUGCCUUUCUCUCAAAUGUCAACACUAAAGAAGAAGAAUUGUUGCUGGCAUUUGCCUGAAAUGUCUCUGAGAUGUGUGUGAUUUUAUAAAGUGUGCAUGUGCAUUCAUGUAAUAAAGACCAGUUUUAAGAAGACAAAUGCAGUAAUAAAGAAACAAAUGUG
Molecule: messenger RNA, 2734 nt
Organism: Cottoperca gobio
Lineage: Eukaryota; Metazoa; Chordata; Actinopteri; Perciformes; Bovichtidae
Product: bifunctional 3'-phosphoadenosine 5'-phosphosulfate synthase 2-like
Exons: 12
Coding region: 189-2033 (614 amino acids)
Biological process (GO): 3'-phosphoadenosine 5'-phosphosulfate biosynthetic process; sulfate assimilation
Molecular function (GO): adenylylsulfate kinase activity; sulfate adenylyltransferase (ATP) activity; ATP binding
Source: RefSeq, a predicted model, not a curated record